Molecule: messenger RNA, 3730 nt
Organism: Cavia porcellus (domestic guinea pig)
Lineage: Eukaryota; Metazoa; Chordata; Mammalia; Rodentia; Caviidae
Gene: Depdc1
Product: DEP domain containing 1
Exons: 13
Coding region: 213-2570 (785 amino acids)
Biological process (GO): intracellular signal transduction
Cellular component (GO): nucleus; transcription repressor complex
Source: RefSeq, a predicted model, not a curated record
GCGCAGGCCCGCUGGAGUCGGAGCUGCGUCUCGGGGGGUCCCCAGCGCCGCCAUGGACGCCGCGGCGCGCUGACAGCCCAUGGAGAGUCGCGGGGGGCCUCCCGGGCCCUACCGGGCCACCAAGCUGAAGCAUCAUAGAAGAGAGACUGCUAGAGACGGUUAUUGAAGGCGUUUUGCUGUGGAAUGAAGUAACCACAUCUUUCCGAGCAGGAAUGCCCCUGAGAAAACACAGGCAACACUUUAAAAAAUACGGAAACUGCUUCACAGCAGGGGAAGCCGUGGAUUGGCUUUAUGACCUAUUAAGAAAUAAUAGCAAUUUUGGUCCUGAAGUUACGAGGCAACAGACUAUUCAACUAUUGAGAAAAUUUCUUAAAAAUCAUGUAAUUGAAGAUAUCAAAGGCAGAUGGGGAUCAGAAAAUCUCGAUGACAAUAAUCAGCUAUUCAGGUUUCCUGCAACUUCUCCACUUAAAUCACUUCCACGAAGGCAUCCAGAGUUGAGAAAAGGCAGCAUCGACAGUUUUUCGAAAGACAAAGAGAAUGUUUUUAAAUUACGAAACUUGACUCGUAGAACUCCCAAGAAGCAUGGCUUACAUUUCUCUCAGGAAACUACAGAGAAAAUAAAUCAUGAAAUCAAAGAAGAUCAAGAAAACUUAGGAGAUUAUAGAGAAAUAAGCCAGGAGGAUGUCGAAGAAGUUUGGAGAUACGUUAUUCUGAUCUACCUGCAAACCAUUUUGUGUGUACCAUCCCUAGAAGAACUCAUAAAUCCAAACCAAGUAAUUCCCCAGUACGUGAUGUACAACAUGGCCAACACGAGUAAGCGUGGAGUGGUUAUACUACAGGACAGAUCAGAAGACCUUCCUCACUGGGUGUUAUCUGCCAUGAAGUGCCUAGCAAAUUGGCCAAGAAGCAAUGAUGCGUGUCAUCCAGCUUACGUUGGCUUUGAGCGAGAUGUGUUCAGAACAGUUGCUGAUUAUUUUCUCCAUCUCCCUGAACCUCUACUUACAUAUGAAUAUUAUGAAUUAUUUGUGAACAUUUUGGUUGUGUGUGGCUGCAUCACAGUUUCAGAUAGACCCAGUGGGACACAUAAAAUCCAAGACGACCCACAGCCUUCAGAAACCCUUCACCUAACCAGUUCGCAUUCCUUCAAGUCCACUGAGUGUCUUCUUCUCAGUCUGCUUCACAGAGACAAAAGCAAAGAAGACUCAGACUUUCCCGAGAGACUCCAGUUAAGUGAUCAUGGAUUUCAAGAAGGACAUGCUAAGAAAAUGCAGCUAGUUAACCUAAGAAGCAGAAGAGUCAGGACCAGGGAUGGGAUGGGAGGAAGCUGUCACAGUCUGACAGGCUUGAGUAGCUCACGUGCUCUAUCCGCUAGCAUCAAGCCAAGGUGCUCGUCUUUGGAGGGAAUUGUAGAUACACCGGGCUAUUCCUGUGCCAGGGUGUCCAGUGCUUUCCAGCACUCUGUUCUGAGUGCAGUACGACACAAAAGCGAACAGUGUUUAGAGUCAGAGCCCAAACAGGAGUCCCUGCUGGAUCUGCAUUCAGGGGGAAGGACUCACAAGCCACUCUGCAGUGGCGGCUUCAGAAGAAUUUCUGCUUUGACUGUCAGAGACCAAGAGGAGUCUGGUUCUGGGGACUGCAGGCCCCAACCACUUUGCAGGUCUCAAAGUCUGCUGUUAAGGAGUAGCUCAAGACGGAACAGCUAUGUAAAUACACCCGUGGCGGAAGUCGUCAUGAAACCAACUCUUGGACAUGGCAGCACAAGGGUGCACAGAGCCAUGGAAAGUGAACUCAGGGAGGAUUGUGUCACAAUCAAUAAAAGACUGUGCAAAAGUACUGUAGAACUCUCAGAAAACUCUUUACCUCCAGCUUCUGCUGUAUUGACUGGCACACAAAGCCUGCUGCAGCCCCACCUGGAGAGGGUCGCCGUCAGUGCGCUGCAGUUGUGCUGUCUGCUGCUUCCCCCGCCAAACCGUAGGAAGCUCCAGCUCCUCAUGCGCAUGAUGGCCCGCAUGAGUGGAAACGUGGACCUGCCCAUACUGCACGACGCCAUGGGCACAAGGGCGCUGAUGAUACACACUUUUUCCCGGUGUGUGCUGUGCUGUGCAGAAGAAGUGGACCUGGACGAACUGCUUGCUGCAAGAUUAGUUUCCUUCCUAAUGGAUCAUCAGCAGGAGAUUCUUCAGGUGCCCUCUUACUUGCAGGCCGCAGUGGACAAACAACUGGACUGCUUACAGAAGGGCCAGAUCACCGGCCCCGGGGACGGACUCCUCGCUCCUCUGCCGACUUUCUCUUACUGUAAACAGAUCAGCACCCAGGAGUUUGAUGAGCAGAAGGUUUCUACCUCUCAGGCUGCCAUCGCAGAGCUUCUGGAGAGUCUCGUGAAAAACAAGAGUUUACCUCUGAAGGAAAAACGGAAAAAACUGAAGCAGUUUCAGAAGGAGUACCCCCUGAUAUAUCAGAAGAGAUUCCCAACCACAGAGAGUGAAGCAGCGCUUUUUGGAGACAAACCUACCAUCAAACAACCCAUGCUGAUUUUAAGAAAACCAAAGUUUCGAAGUCUGAGAUACUAACUUAAUUAAAAAUUAUCUGACACCUGUGAAACUCUAGUACAUGAAGCCAUAUCUCAGAGUCCAGCUCCAGGAGGGAGUCUGUUGUUAAUAAGUUUCCCUAAGUAAACAAAUUGUGAAGAGGAGCCAUAUAAGCUGACUGCUAAGAAGCUGUGUCUCAACCCAGGAGGUGACAGUAGGUGAUGUAUCCCACAACUAUCUGGAUAAUCUAUCAUGGUCGUACUGAACUUUAUUCAGUGAAAUCUUGAAAACUGAUCAUCAAGAAUAAUUCUGUUCUGCUCAUGUGCGUAAGGCUGUUAGCUGAGGAGCUAGUUGUUAGGAUUACUUUGCUUUUGAGUGUAAGAUAAGACUGUUUGGAAGCACAUUGAAUUUUUAACUGCUAAAUGUUGCACGCUUUUGUAUGUUCCCUUUCACCUUUCGAUCUAUUUAUGUGUGUGUGUGUUUUAAGUAUCUACAUAAAAUUUUUUUUUGCCUUAAACAUUAUCCUGCAUUAUUCACUCUUUGCCCUCUGAGUGUCAUUUGAAAUCUUAUGUUCAUAACCUAGAGUGAUAGAGAUGAAAAAGAAGUACACCAGGCAUUCGUGUUUGUUCAGAAAUCUAGCAGCUGCUCGGUGCCUGGCAAUGGUACAUCAGUAAUACUCCCUAAUGUAUUUGUAUUUUAAUCGAGGGCUUAACGCAGCACUCAUGAAAUCCAGGCACGGGGAGUCCCUCUGCAGAAGACGGACUUCUGUGACUGUGGGGCAGUUCUAGAGGCCCAGGGCCCAGGCCCUCGUUAUCCCAGUCAGUUCUCUGUUUUAGGGCUGUUACCUCGGCCCUGGUGCUUCUUUUAGCUCAGGAGGGGAUUUAGAUACUCUUUGAGGCUCAGUGCCCCAAAUGCUUUUUACAACAUUUAAGAAAAUGCCAAGCUGAUGGCACACGGAUUUUAUUUUUCAUUGAAAAAACAGCCAAGUGUAAAUGUCUGUCCUGGAUUCCCGCGCGAUUGAUUUGGUACAUGUGUGAAAUAAGUUUGUCUUUUUUGUUUGUAAAGUAUAAAGAAAUAUACAUGUAACAGACUCUGCUUAAUGACUGUCUUGAUUCUCUUUGUAAUUUUAUUUACUAUUGACAAACAGUGAUAAUGUUCCAUUUAAUAUUAUUUUAUUAAAAAUUUGGACAGCAAACAAUAAA